Molecule: messenger RNA, 1418 nt
Organism: Aricia agestis (brown argus)
Lineage: Eukaryota; Metazoa; Arthropoda; Insecta; Lepidoptera; Lycaenidae
Product: paired mesoderm homeobox protein 2-like
Exons: 4
Coding region: 1-822 (273 amino acids)
Biological process (GO): regulation of transcription by RNA polymerase II
Molecular function (GO): RNA polymerase II transcription regulatory region sequence-specific DNA binding; DNA-binding transcription factor activity, RNA polymerase II-specific
Source: RefSeq, a predicted model, not a curated record
AUGGAGUACGGGUACCUGAGCGGCGCCGGCGGCGGGUUCGAGGGUGGCUGCCUGUCGGGCGGCGGCGAGCUGUCGUGGGGCGAGCUGGCGUCGUGCGGGCAGAUGUCCCAGGCGGCGUACCGGUACCAGGGCAUGCGGUACCAGCCGCCGCCGCCGCAGUGCGCGCGCCCGCAGGACGCCGCCAUGCGCAACCACCACAUCUUCCCGCCGGCCAUGAACCUGCAACCCGGUCUACCGUACAAGGUAUACGGAGGUCACGAGGGUUCGCUGACGGAGAAGCGGAAACAGCGGCGCAUCCGCACCACCUUCACGUCGGCACAGCUCAAGGAGCUGGAGCGGGCAUUCCAGGAGACACACUACCCCGACAUAUACACGAGAGAGGAGAUCGCUAUGAAGAUAGACCUCACUGAAGCGAGGGUACAGGUAUGGUUCCAAAACCGGCGAGCGAAGUUCCGCAAGCAGGAGCGGCUGGCGCAGCAGAAGGCGGGUGAGGCGGGGGUGAAGGCGGAGGGGAAGCGUGACAAGGGGGGUUCUCCCGCCGCCUCGCCCCACCCCCCGCCCGGACAGACGCACCACUCGCUACCACACCUCUCCCCGCCGGACCUCAAGCCGAUCACCUCUGCAGCCAACAAGCUGUGCGAUGAGCUGAACUCCGUGGGGUCCGAGGCGGCGAGCGGCGUGGGCGUGGGCAACAAGUGGGCCGGCGGCUGCGGCCUGCUGCGGCAGCCCUCCGGCUUCCCACUGCUGGGCGUAGCGCCCCCCAACUACCUCCUAUCCGACCACCUCGGGACUCUCGCCAAAACGAACAACCAUCUUUUCUAAUGGUCGCAGCUGUUCUAAUUCUAAACGUGAGCUUAAUGACAAUUAAAUCGGCCGGUCGGGUACGGCGAUGUACCUAGACCGUAAGCUCCAUAGAAUUUGACGGUCCGAGUGUUUACAAACCAGGUGAAAUAAGUGCCAAGUGUCCAUGAUGAACUAGCGUAUGACAUUGUGUUUCUAAUUUAUUGAGCGGUGUAUUUUAAAUUAGAUUUAUUAGUGCUAGGAUAAGUGUAAAUGUUCGGUUCCGGUGUCGUAACGAAUGGUUAUCUACGUGUAAGACAACUUUUGUGAUAAGUACUGUAAAUAUAGCGUCGUAUACGGGGGAUCCGCGACUAACAUAUUUAGCUUUUAAUACCCUUACAUUCCCUAACUGCAGCAAUGUGAUAAGUAGUAGCAAUUUGAAACGUUCUAGUCCAGGAGCCGUAGUCAAUUUGUUUGAUUUUUGUAAUAGUGAUAAUUUGAGGUCAGAGUUUUAUGAUAUUGUUCAAUAGUGUCGUAGCGAACAAUGUUGUAAAUAUGUAAAACAUGUAAAUAUGUAUCAUGCGUUGUAGUGACGUAUUUUGAGUGUAUGUACUGAUAACGAUGAUUUGGAGGGUGUU